AUGCAAAGGGAGUUGGAGAUUCUUAUAACCAGGCUCAAAACCAUGGCCAUAGCCGAUAGCCACGAGGAUUAUAACUACCUAGUGUCAUGCGCAGACAAAUGCAACAACAAGUCAAGGAUAUUCGAGCUUCUAAGAAGUAAGAAUAAUUCCCCUGUAGAGGUGGCACCUUUGUUGUUUACAUUUACAUCUAAGCUGGAGCCGGAAUCCGAUGAGGAGUUGCUCUCUAAGAUAACAGAUUUUAUCAGAGGAUGUAAGGGGGCCUCACGAGAUACUUCUGAAUGGAUGGUAAAGAUUCUAUUUUUAAUUCUGGAGAAGAUCAAGGAAAAGAGGAAGGAUUCUGGAAUGAGGCUGAGACUCCUUGAAUGCAUCAGGAUUUAUGGAGAAGACAUAAACUUAGUUAAUCACAUAAUCGAUCUCAUGUGCACAAAGAACAGCGGAGACAUCGUCGGGUCGAUACUUGAAUCUAUUCCCUCUAUAUCAAAGGAGUUCAUUGAGUGCUCUAUGAAGCAAGACAAUCCAGUGCUGCUGAAGAAUCUGUCUAUUGUCCUUCCUCUCCUUUCAGAAAGGGAUAUAGGCCUUUUUGUAAACUAUGAGUUUUUUGACGAGCUUCUUGACUCUGAACACUUUUUCAUGAGGAACUGCUUUCUAGAGAUAUGUGUGAACCUUGUGGAAUACUUUGAGAAGGGAAGAAUGGCUGAGAAGAUAAAUGGGGUUAUAAACAGGGUUGUAGAAAGGCUGCUGGAUACAUAUUUUUUGACAAGAUACAAGGCUCUUCAGGUUCUUGGGAGUCUCUUCCAAAAAAACUCAAUACCUGCUGAAAGAAGGCAUGAGGUUAUCCGAGAGAUUGGAGGGAGAGUGGUGGAUAAAGCUGUUGUGGUCAGAAAGAAAGCCAUCAGUAUCUGCUCUGGGAUACUGAUGAAAUAUCCCCUUGCACCUGAGAAGAGUCCUGAAAAAAAGAACUCGGAGAAUGGAGGUCAUGAGAACAGCGUCAGCAACACGGAGGAUAAGGAAAAAAAAGGAAGGGAGGAGCACUGCGAAGGCCUAAAUGGGUUUUAUGAUGUAAUGAGGGAGAUACAAGACAACGUCCUUGUCCUUUUGAAUUCUGGGACAAAAUCAGAGAUCAGUGAAUGUAUCGAAUUUAUAAAGCUCUCUUUCUACUACAGAAUAGAUGGAUCCAAGGAGGCAUUUGAGUCACUGUUCGACCUUGUGUGGACACACGAUUUGGAGCUUUUAGUUCUGUCGUUCCGAGAUCUUAUCAUGCAAAUGAAGAUGAGUGGUGUUGGCUUGUUCUGGUUUUUCAAGGAAUUUGUAAGAAGAGAAGGAAACUAUUCGUUUGAAAAGAUGCUUGGCGAGAUCAAUUCUCGUGGGUAUAUAGACAAAUUGCUUACAUCUGAGCUCUGCAGUAUGUUUCUAAAGGAGGCCCAUUUGUUUGAAGCAUCCUAUCUAUUGAGACAUAUUGGCAGGCCUCUUACAGUGGAUGCAUACCGCACCUUACUCCUGUUCUGCACAAGACUAUUAUUUUCCGUACAGGGAGAAAAAGACUUGCUCGAGAUGCUUUCUGUAUACAAGAACAUAAUCCAGAUAAAGAUUCGGGAAAGAGUUGAAUUUGAUGGAGAUAUAGUUGAGACACUCAUCAAGAACCUAUCGAAGAUGACGUUCUUUGAGCACCAAGUAACCGAGAUAACUGUUUCUGUGAUAUAUUCGAUUAGCAGGUUUCCAGAAAAGAGUGGCAUAAUGUUACUUGAGAAGCUUUGCAUGAUGGAAAAGAGCAUUCUUAAGGCCAUUUCUGUGGUGGGAUGUAUUGGAAUAAAGCAUAUGCAAUAUCUAGAUAUGCUGGAAAGGUUGGUAAAGUCUAAUAGAAUAAAGGUCAAAGUUGACAAAGCUGUAAUUACUCCGGAAAUAGUGGAGAGAAGAAGAAGUAUUAAUGCAUCGAGGCAGAGUAUCAGUACUAUUCUUGAGGAAGAUAAAGAUGGAAACAACACGGCUGUGAGCGACCCGGGUCUUGACAAAGACAUCUCUUCUAAAAUUGGAGACAGGAGUGAGGAGGAGAUUGUUGACUUCUUCUUCUAUAUCAAAGAGAAGGAAAUGCUUUAUGGAAGAAGCAUUCUUUCGAUCUUUAAGCAAAUUGUUGAGGAAGGAUGCCACUCCAGCGAUGAGGAAAUUCAAGUUGCAGCACAUGUUUCUCUUUGCAGGCUUAUGUGUGUCAGCUUUGAAUUCUUUAAUGAGCAUUACGAUUUCUUCAUUCGUUCGAUGAAUCAUUCCGUUCCCAGGAUCAGAGCAAAUGCCGUUGUUGCCAUGGGGGAUUUUCUGUUGAACUACAACACCACUGCCGAGAAGCACACCUAUCUUCUCCUUGAAUUACUCAGCGAUGCGAACUCUGAUGUCAGGAAAAAUGCCCUCCUUGUGGUCCACAACCUACUUAUGAAGAACAUUCUCAAGAUUAAGGGAUAUGGUGUUAAGCUUACACUGCUUUUAGCAGAUGAAAAUAGAGAGAUCAAAGAAAUGGCAGAGAACCUUCUGAUACAAAUGUCAAAGAAGGAGAACAUGAUGGCCAUUCUUCUCUAUGAGACAAUAAUCGAGGGAGGAGGUCAGCUGCCUCUGGUAAUAGAUUUUCUUGCAGAUUUGGUGAGUGAAAAGCUGAAAGAAAGUUUAUUCUUAAAGGCUCUGAAAUCAAAAGUUGAUGGGGAAACCUUAAAGACUCUCCACAAUGCUUUUAGUCUGGAUGCAAAGGCUAUAGGGGGUGGAAUGCUACCGGGGGAAUCUAAAUAA
Encephalitozoon hellem ATCC 50504 is the source of this 2769-nucleotide messenger RNA. Its product is annotated as chromosome condensation complex Condensin subunit D2. The transcript has a single exon. Gene Ontology annotation, molecular function: histone binding. The coding region runs from base 1 to 2769 and encodes 922 amino acids. Gene Ontology annotation, biological process: meiotic chromosome condensation; mitotic chromosome condensation. Gene Ontology annotation, cellular component: condensed chromosome, centromeric region. NCBI's taxonomy places the organism in Eukaryota, Fungi, Microsporidia, Unikaryonidae. The record is from RefSeq and is a predicted model, not a curated record.